Molecule: messenger RNA, 2275 nt
Organism: Diaporthe batatas
Lineage: Eukaryota; Fungi; Ascomycota; Sordariomycetes; Diaporthales; Diaporthaceae
Exons: 2
Coding region: 214-2244 (676 amino acids)
Source: RefSeq, a predicted model, not a curated record
CCGUCGUUACCACUCUGCCUUGCCAACCGGCGGGAGCUACCUAGGUUUAGAGUGUGCUCUCCAGGGCUCCAUCCAGCGCGGCUGAAAAUGCCUUGCAAUGAUGCCUAGGAAAUCCGAAAAUUAUUAAAUGUGGGUCCAGAUGUCAUUACACGGAGGGCUUGUCGUUCCUGUUCGCCUACAUGUCUCCAUGUCUUUCCGGCAUCCUGUGGCAUAAUGGUUACCCAUGUCAGCAUGACAGUUCCGCCAAGCGUCUCUCCUAACCCUCCUUCAUCGACUUCGGCACGGCCCACCCUGGAGACGAGUACUUCCCACCAGCCUUCAACUAAUGAACAUCUGACGGUGCGACCUUUGAACCAGAUACCGCCGGACACGGCCAUCUCACCUCUGUCAUCUACAAUUACACUGGUGACUGAUAUAUCACAACCGCCCGUGACUACGUGCCACAGACCUGUGCCCGAUGGCUCACCCUCAGCAACUUACACGGCUCUUCCAGCCGAAGAUAGCCACACGACCGCCAAGCCUCCAAAUAAAAGCUCUCCGGCGUCCCGACAAGACUGUUGGGAAGCUUUCCAGGACACAGCAUGGGGCCUUGAGCUCCUCUCGCUCCUUUUUGCCCUGGCUUCCACCAUCGCCGUCUGUGUGAUCCUCGGACACGCGAACAACCGCCUGCUGAGCAGCUGGACGCUGCCGAUCCAGCCCAACUCGCUGGUCUCAGUCUUCUCGACUUUGGCCAAGACCGCCUUGAUGUUCCCCAUCGCCAGCGUAAUUAGCCAGAUGAAAUGGAUCUGGUUCCAGGAGCCGCGCAGCCUGGUCCAUCUGCAGUCCUUCGAUAAGGCCAGCCGUGGGCCGUGGGGUGCCAUGAGGCUCAUUUGGGACCUCUUUUCCAAGGCCAGCGGCUGGACCGCCAAGGCUGCAUGCGUUCUGACUAUCGCCGCUUUGGCUUUCGAGCCCACGGCCCAGCAGGUCAUCAGCUUCGAAACGCGGGAGACUCAAAUUCAUAAUGCGACGGCACAACUCUUGGUGACGUCCAGCUGGAACUCUUCUUCCUUCAGCUUGAGUGCCGUAAGUCUUUCAAAACAAAUCGGAUUACAAACCUCUUUACUCAAUGCGCUCAGCCCUCAACGUCGGGAUUCCCUGCCCGAAUUCGCUUGCACGGCUCGGACCUGUUCAUGGGAUCAGGUUGAAACCCUAGCUGCUUGCUCGGGCUGUGCGAGCGGGCAACUGCCGACAUUCUCUUUGGUGGACAUCAGCAACAGGAGCGACGCGAACACUUCCCGGGCCGUAUUUGAAGCAGCAGCACCGCCCAGCGUCACUGUCGGUGCAGUGAUGGACGAUUUCCCGUUUCCCAACGUCACGAUGCAGCCAAUGUACUCCCUGUACGACGCGAAAGCGGACACGAUGAUGAAUGUGGCCAGCGGCUCCUUUCUACGUUUUGCCGCGGUGGACCACAGUACUAAUGAACCUGAACGUAACUCCUCGAGUCACGGUGUCUGGAAGUGGCGACAGAAUGACACAGUGGACUACUAUCUAUGUCGCGUCCACCCUUGUGUCAGGACUUUCAAGAACAUCGUCGUCCGGAACGGCGCGUACAGUUUCGGCAGCCAGACCUCAAAAUGGCUUAUAGCAGCAGGGGAUCCGAGUUGGAACGGCUACCGCACCGAUGAGGCAGCAUCCGUGUCAGACUGGACGAUCGAUUUCGAUACAUCACAGAAGGUGAACCAAGUCCUCGGGACCAUGCUCUCUCAUGGAGUUCCUCGCUUUAGUGGCCAGUUACACAGUUACUACCAGAAUGGCAGCAUAGAUGGUGCGGUCGGCUCUCUUCUGUACGAAAGCAAUCUGACCACGGUCAUGGGUGCUCUCUCCGACGUCAUCUCCGCCGCGAUGCGGAGCAAAGAUAACCUUGCCGUCAAGAAUCAGAGUGGUGUUGCCUGGGAGCCGCAAACGUUCGUCGUCGUCAACUGGGCCUGGAUGGCCUGCCCACUAGUGAUCCUAGCAACCACGACGGUAACGCUCGCAGUGGCAAUGAUUCAGACCUCCAAACAGCCGAUUUUAUACAAGGACUCGGCAGUCGCCCUGUUGUCGCUUGGAAUCGGACACAUGGACGCCCACACCCCGGACAAAGUCGUCAGGGGCGACACGGUGGGACAGCGCUACACGGCUUGCCAGAUGGAGACGGAUGCGUCGGGGCUCACCACAAGACUCUUCAAGGAUGGCAAGGGGAAUUACAUGUUUCUAAAGUGUUGAAGGCAGUCAAUGAAUACGCAAUCUUCUUACA